Molecule: messenger RNA, 1923 nt
Organism: Emiliania huxleyi CCMP1516
Lineage: Eukaryota; Haptophyta; Isochrysidales; Noelaerhabdaceae
Exons: 2
Coding region: 1-1923 (640 amino acids)
Biological process (GO): glycolytic process; response to glucose; fructose 6-phosphate metabolic process
Cellular component (GO): cytosol
Molecular function (GO): diphosphate-fructose-6-phosphate 1-phosphotransferase activity; 6-phosphofructokinase activity
Source: RefSeq, a predicted model, not a curated record
AUGUCGGCACUCGAGGCUGAGCGCAGGCACUACCGGCCUUGCGUGCCGGCGGUGCUCCGGGUGCGCGUACGCGCAGAGCCCGCGCAGGAGCGCACGACGUGCGUCUCGCACGAGGAUCUCAUCGCGAGCGCCUUUCCCACGCUGUACGGCAGCCCUGUCGUCAGCCUCGUGCCGGCCGAGACCGACACCUCCGUCGCACCGAGGCCGCUGCGCGUUGGCUGCGUGCUCUCGGGCGGCACUCCUGCGGCGGGCGGGCACAACUGCAUCUGCGGACUCUUUGACCACCUCGAGGCAUUCCACCCCGGCUCGACGCUGCUCGGCUUCCGCGGCGGCCUCCGCGGCGUCCUGCGAAACUCGUUCACAAAGCUCGAGGCGGCGACGGUGGAGCGGCACCGCAACUCGGGCGGCUUCUUCAUGAUCGGCUCGGGCGGCGACCUCAUCGAGACCGAAGAGGAGCUCGCCCUCGCCCACUACGAGCUGGCGGAGGCGACCUGCAGGCGGUGCGGGCUGAGCGGGCUCGUCCUCGUGGGCGGCCCCGUCUCCAACUCGGACACGGCGCUGCUGGCGGAGCACUUCAAGCAGCGCGGCGUCCCGACGCGCGUCAUCGGCGUCCCCGCCACCAUCGACGGCGACCUGUACUGCAACUCGAUCGAGGCGUCCAUCGGCUUCGACACCGCCACGCGCGUGUACGCCUCCCUCGUGGGCAACCUCGCCACCGACGCCGCCUCCGCUCGCAAGCACUGGUACUUCAUCCGCAUGAUGGGCCGCACGCCCUCCCACCUCACCCUCGGGUGCGCCAACCUCACGCAGCCAAACAUCGCGCUGGUGGGCGAGGAGCUCGAGGCGCGCCGCAUGACGCUCUGCGACAUCGUUGGUGAGCUGGCCGACGCCGUCGAGGCGCGCGCGUCCGAGGGGAAGCACUUUGGCGUCGUGCUCAUCCCCGAGGGGCUCAUCGAGUACGUCCCGCAGGUCAACGCGCUGCUCAGCGAGAUCUCGGCCGCGCUCAAGUACCGCCAGCGGAUGGGCGACACCUCCACCGACCGCUACAAGGUCUACACGGCCAUCCUGCCGCUCCUCACGCCGCCCUCGGCCGCGCUGCUCGCGAGCCUGCCGCCCUACAUCCGCCGCCAGCUGAUGCUUGAGCGGCAAGCCUCCGACGACAAGGCGCAGCUCUCGCAGAUCGAGACGGAGCGGCUGCUCGCGGAGCUCGUGCGCGUCGAGCUGCGCAAGCGGCGCGCGGCCGCCACCGCCACCGCCGAGUGGGCCGCGCCGGACGCGCGCUUCGCGCCCGUCUGCUUCUACCUCGGCUACCAGGCGCGCUCCUCGAUGCCCUCCACCUUCGACGCCAACCUCGGCUACGCGCUCGGCCACGCGGCCGGCGCGCUGGUCGGCGCCGGCGCGACCGCCUACAUGGCCUCGGCGCACUGCCUCACCUCGCCGCCCUCCGAGUGGCGCCUCUGCGGCGUCCCGCUCUUCUCGCUCAUGUCGGCGGACCGGCGCGCCGGCGUGGCGGUCGCAGUCAUCCGGCCGGCGCAGGUGUCGCUCGCAUCGCCAACCUUCCGGCGCUGGUCGGCAGUCCGCGAGCGGCUGGUCAUGGCGGACCUCUACUGCAACCCGGGCCCGAUGCAGCUCUCCGGGCCGCUCGCCGCCGGCCCCUCGCCCGGCCGCGUGCAGGCCGAGCACGCCGAGCGCGGCCGCGACGUCGCCGAGGCGCAGGCCAUCUGCCGCGAGGUGUCGGCGGCCUGUUGGCCGGGCUGCUCGGGCGACGUGCUGCGCACCGCCCUCGCCUCGCUGCGCGCGCUGCGCGAGCACCUCGACGUGCUCGAGGAGCGCGACCAGGCGGCCAUGACCAACCCGGUCGGGAGCAGCCACAGGAGGAUCACGCAGGUGACGCACGAGCAGAUGCUGCGGCGCGACAACUGA